Molecule: messenger RNA, 1086 nt
Organism: Brassica napus (rape)
Lineage: Eukaryota; Viridiplantae; Streptophyta; Magnoliopsida; Brassicales; Brassicaceae
Exons: 5
Coding region: 1-909 (302 amino acids)
Source: RefSeq, a predicted model, not a curated record
AUGAAGAGUCUUGCUGUUCAGAGCUUGUCUGUUGGUGACUCAGGCAUUACUGCUGGGGAAGGUUGGGCAUCGGCUCCGGCGGAGGUUCCCAAUGAUAUUAAGAAAAGUGGUUCUGACUCUGAUAUUACUUCGAAUACCUUAACGGGACAGACUCGUAACAUGGCUGAAGCAUUGCUGCAGCCUCCUAGAACUGGUGCAUUUCCUCAGGGAUAUUCAAUGAUAAAAAGACUUGAGGACCAAGCUCUUAAGCUAAUACCGGUUGUGCCUUCUGCACCAAAGGGCUCAGUUUCCAUGACCAAACCAAUGGUUCGAAGUGGUGCAGUUGGUCUUGCUUCUUUUAGAAAUACCCACAAGCAUUCCUCGAUGCUGCUAGGCAAUAUUCAUUCUAAUUAUGGUAAGCCUGAUAGUACUAAGAAGCUGGUAAUUCUCAACCCUGCGGUCAAAGAAUCUGGAGGUCCAAGUCGUAUAACCAACAGCGUGGCAGCUGGUUUCCAGAUGAUCGCUGCUCCAUCUGCGCCAUUCAUUACUUCUGUGGCUCAAACGCAGAGCAGGAAAGCGUUUUACAGUGCUUUGAAGAAGAAGACAUCUACAAACAUCUCAACUAGCUCUUGCAUCUUCCCUUCUGUCGAAGAAAAAUCAGACAUCUCUAAGGAGCUUGUAGCUAGUAACCCUUCAAGUGUGCAUGCUGCAGAAAGAGAUGGUGGUUUUGAACCGGCAGACCUUCCAGAUGAAGAAGAGGCUGAGUUCCUUAAAUCCCUUGGGUGGGACGAAAACAAUACUGAGGUAGAAGCCCUUACAGACGAGGAGAUCAGAGCUUUCUAUGAACAGCACAAGAAGUUGAAGCCAUCACUGAUGAAAAAGCUGCCUAUCAUUAAAGAGGCAACUGAGGACGCAACUCCCAGCUCGUGAUCCGAUUUUUAAGAUAGUUUUCUCAUUUCUCUUUCCUUACUUUGGUGGUGGGGGAGGCUUCAGUUGCACUAUGAGUGUUGUUCUACUUCUUCAGAAAAGCAACAAAAUUGAGUAUUUGUACAUCUUUUGGUCUGAAGAUAGAGAGUGGUUUUGUUUUGAAAGCUUCCUUAGGUUUCU